UAUUGAGGCUUAAUAAACAAGAUGGGAAUUGAAGAAAUUUGAUUUGAAUCUUUUGAGGGGCUUCUGGUCCCCUUCAAAAGUGUAUACAAGUUCAUUAAACAUCUCGGUAGUGGCAGCUUCGGAGAUGUUUACGAAGUAGUCCGACUAUCUUCAGGUCUGAGAAUGGCUUUAAAGAUCGUAAAUAAAGAUUCCAGCAGUAGCGAUAAGACCUCAUUGCUGAAGCAUGAAGCCAAAAUUUUGGAGGAGUGCGAACAUCCAAAUAUCGUCAGAUUUUAUUACCUCGACGAAUACGUAAAUUACCUUGUCAUGGCAAUGGAAUUGUGAGAGCUUGGAUCAGUGAAGCAAUAUAUGAACAGCCUGCCAGAUCGAAGUAAAGUUGAAGACCUGACCGCAAGCACGAUCACAAAAGGUAUUCUUAGCGGUCUUGAAUAUCUCCAUGAGCGGAAUAUUUUCCACAGAGAUUUAAAACCUGAUAAUGUCUUACUCUCAGGCAACAAUAAGUCUUUAGUUGCCAAAAUAUGAGACUUUGGGCUAGCCAAAAAGUUAGAUCCAGGCAUGGAUGGGCUAGUCUCUGAGCUCUGAGGGACUCUCUUGUAUAAAGCUCCAGAACAAUUGCUUGGAAAGUUCUAUUCAAAGGGUGUUGAUAUCUGGGCAACUGGAUUCAUCAUGUUUGAGAUGCUAAACAGGCAAAGACCAAUAAAAGAUAGCACUAAGAUGAAAAACACUGACUACAUUGACUUGUUUAAAAAUGGAGAAGACAAAAUUUUUAAUAUUCCUCCUGAAUUUGAGAAAACAAUCGCUUGUGAUUUCUUCAAGAGGACAUGCAGUUUUCAUCAAGGAAAAAGAUACAAAGCAAUUCGGGCACUAAAGCACCCAUGGAUCACCAGAAAUAAGAACGAUAAGAUUCCUAAAAGUUUUUAUGAAGAAAUGAUUCGAGAUUAUGAACUAGAGGAGCUCUUUAAGAACACUCAGCGACUACUAUUCACUCUUUCUAUCAUGGAUAGGAAAAAGAAAAGUGAUCCUAAUUAUGUUCAGAAAAUUAAGAAUAUAAAUAUUGAAACGGUCGGUGAAAAUCAAGCCUGAGAAAAUCCUUCCGAAGAAUCUGGAAAUUUAAAAAUGGGCUCAAAGGUAGACUCCAAGAAAUUAUCGAAUUCUUCUAUUCUAACCGAAUCUGAUAUGACCAAAGUCUCAUCAAAUGAUCAACAGAAGCACUCAAAAGUCAACAUCAGAAUAUCUUCCAAAUAAGCUGAAAUCUAAGAGAGCAAAGACCGGAGUCAGAAAAUCUGCAGCUAAGAGAUUUGUCCGUGUCAAAAGAUCUAAGCCAAGACAGCCAACAAAGGCUCAAGGGAGUAUGACGAAGCUCGGUGAAAAUGCUCCCCAAAUGUUUCAGCUAAAUGCGGUCCCUCUAAACUCAGGAGAAAGUAUAAGGAAGAAGAAUAUCUAUGCUCAGGUUCCUUCAACUCUUAAAACCCACAGUAGAAUCCCAAGGGUUACUUCCUUCAAGAUGCAAGAUAGAGUAAACAAACUAGAAGUGAAUAUCAACCGGAGCUUUGAAAAAGAAGAGAAACUUCAGAGAAGAGUUUUGCCAGAAAUUGACUCUAAAUAAGACACUAAAAUCACCCAAAAGCAGACUGUCGAAGGACUAUUUGCCAAAGUUCCGUAGAGAAAGAGCAAUGCUAAAUCCUUCAACUAUGAACAACUCAAUAAGAGAGAGUUCAAUUCGUCAGAAGAUGAACAAAUCUUCAUCCAAAAAGCCCAAGAAAAUGCCAAAAAUCAGAAGAAGAAAAUUACUGAAGUCAAAUGACAGCUUUGUAGAAUACGCUGACAAAGAAGUUACCAAGAUCAUAAUGUCCAAUAAAUCUACACUUGAGAAUACCAGGAGAAAGGAACAGGAAAUCAUAAACUUUUAUAACAAAAAUAGCAAAACUUCAUACCAAGCUAAGAAACGUUUGUACCAAAAUACUCCCUUAAAACCUGGAGAUUUAGGAAAUUAUAAGAUUGGAGAUAACAAAAUCUCUUUGUUCAAGUACAUCAAAGAUAACGAUUUGUUCAAAUCUGCCUUCCAGUUCCAUGAAGAAAAGUCUAGUAGGAACUUAGAAGGCAUGAAACAUGCUAGCUCAGCCAAAAAGAAGCCUCUAGCUUCCUUCCAAGAGUGCUUAUAAGCGAUAUGU
Molecule: messenger RNA, 2171 nt
Organism: Moneuplotes crassus
Lineage: Eukaryota; Ciliophora; Spirotrichea; Euplotida; Euplotidae
Source: the annotation of a GenBank genome assembly